UCUCGGAUGGAGCUCCCUAUACCCUAAAGAAGCAGGUCCCACAAGUAAUCGAAACAAAUGAGAGGUUGUCAACGAAGAGGUAAAAGUUUGCAACGAGCCCUUCAACCUCGCUUGCUUGUACUAUUGCUCACCUACCUGACUUGCUAUUUACCUAGUUUUCUUACGGCAAGUGCUGUCUUAGCUCACCCCCAGCAUACACGUAUUAAGGUCUAUUUCAAGUUAAAGAGCACGUUUAUGUAUUAUUCCGAACUAGUAAAUGAAACAUUUUGAACCUAUCCUCACCAUUUUUUGCCAUUUAUCUACUAUUUGACCAUAUAUAUUACCUUCCUUCAAACUUCAACUCAUCGAAGUUCACAAAUCCACCAUUUUCCUCCAUAGUUUCACAUCUUCAAAACUAUUUAACAACAAAAUCAAAGUAGUGAUUACAGAUCUGCUAGUGAUUCAAGCUUCUCCUUUCUUCAGGUAAUCGAUAAAUCUCCACUUCAGUUUCCAUUUAUCUGUUUCGGUUGAACGCUAUAGCAAAUUGCAUAUCAACUGGUUGAUGAAAGGUCCCAAAGACUUUGCUAUUGUAAAACUAUAACCAAACCAAAAAAAAAAUGAAACGACGAGGUCAUUUCACUAAUGAUCCUAUCAAAUUUCUAUAUAUUGUAGUCUCGAUUGCUUGUACUUUCGUGCUGUGUUUUUCAGUACUAAAACUUAACGAAAUAACACAAGGAAAUGAAAAUGUGAUUGGUUUGAAACUGAAGAAAAAUCGAUUAGAUGGAGGAAGAGGAAUAGGGAAGUUUGGGGAAAUAGUGAUUGGAAUGUUACCUCAAGAUUUGGGGUUUACUUUAUUUUUGCCAUCUGAAGAAGCAUUCGAGCGGGAUCUGGGAUUGAGAUUGGGUGAGAAUGAGAAUGAGAACGAUACAUAUGCAAUACUAACUCGAGUACUCGGGUUUUCAGCUGUACCAAGAAGGAUUUACGCGGAUGAUGUACAAGUUGGGAAGGAGAUUGAUUAUGAUUCAAUAUCGGGAUACACUGUGUAUAUAUCGAAAGAGUCAGAUGGGUUGUUGAUAGUUAAUAGAAUUGCUUCGGAAAUGGUGGAUUUGAGAAGAGGGAAGAUUGUUGUACAUGUUAUGGAUGGGGUGAUAAUGGAUCCAGAAUUCGAGCAAUCUGUUCGACCUGAUGAUGAUUGAGUUGAGCUAACUUGAGCUGAGCUGAGCUAAGGUUUCAUGGUUGCUGAUUAACCCGGCCAUUUUCACCUUAGGGGAAACUUACGAAGCUUGAUGCAUUAGGAUGGCACAGACAGAUCUAUGAAGACGAUAAACUUUGGUGUAUAACUUUGCUGAAUUCGAGUAAAUAUAGUGGCAUUGAUUUCCUGGAGAUCAACAUUGAACCAGAUCAACACUACUUUUGAAGAGGAAUUAUGCAUCACUUGAGUCUGGAUCAACAUUGAACCAGAUCAACACUGCUUUUGAAGAGGAAUUAUGCAUCACUUGAGUCUGGAUUUUUCGGAGUGAUUAUCUCUAUCUUCUAAGAUAAGGUACGUUCUGCGUAUACGAUACUAUCCCUAGACUCUGAAUUGUGGGAUUACACCGAGUAUGUUGUUAUUGUUGUUGAAUAUCAGCUUCCGAUAGUGGCAUACGAGGUGGGCAUCCAUCAACAACACAACCAAUACCAUCACCAUGAGAUUCUCCAAAUGUUGUAGCGCGGAAGAAAGUUCCAUAUGUAUUUCCAGCAGCCUUUAUCUUCGUGUAUCUUAUAUUCAAACUUGUAAACUACUUGUGAGUUGGGAGGCUGAUUGAAGAAAUUUUUGAACAUUUUAUUUCUCAUAUGGGAAUUCGUCAUUUUUUAACAUAGGUAUUAGUUAUGCAGA
Solanum lycopersicum (tomato) is the source of this 1855-nucleotide messenger RNA. RefSeq lists its product as uncharacterized. The record is from RefSeq and is a predicted model, not a curated record. Lineage: Eukaryota; Viridiplantae; Streptophyta; Magnoliopsida; Solanales; Solanaceae.